AUCAAUCCAUCUUGAUCUCAUCUCCUCUCCAUAUAAAAACGACAUACCCAUAUAUAAAGCAACUUACGCAAUUACCAUCAAAGGAAAAGGAAAAGGUCUGUCCCACUUCUCCACUUGAUCAACAAAAUGUCUCAUGACAUGGACAUGCCCAUGCCGACGAUGCACAUGGCCACGAUGCACAUGACCUUCUUCUGGGGCAAAGAUGUAGAAAUGUUGUUCAACGACUGGCCUAAUGGCAAGUUAGGCAUGUAUAUUUUGGCUUUAGCUUUUCUGUUCGUUCUUGCUGUUGCAAUUGAGUUCUUUUCCGUGUUCACAACCAUCAACUCUAGAGCAUAUACAAUUGUCGGUGGUCUGACUCAGGCUAUUGUUUAUGGACUCCGUAUGGCUCUUGCAUACCUUGUAAUGUUGUCUGUGAUGUCAUACAAUCUUGGUGUUUUUAUUGUUGUGGUAGUGGGACAUACCACCGGGUUUUUUCUCAUGAAGUAUCGGUUGUAUUUGAAAGCCAAGGAUCAUGAUACCAUAUGACACUUUACCAUUGAUUCAGCUCUGAUGAGUGUAAAAAGAAAUUUGAUAUUGAAUGAUUACUCAUUCGACCAUGAUAAUAACAAAGAGAUUUAAGAUUUUCGAAGCUUGCAAAAGUGGUUUAGGUGAAGAAACUGUGAUCAAAUACGUGUUUGGCCUCGAGUAUGUAAUAUAUACACCACAUCUUUUCUCCUGUGAUUUAUUAUGCAAGCUUUUGUUAACAUACUAAAAAACAUGUUAGUACGACAUCUGAACUGAAUAUAAGACCAUCUGACAUGACUUAUUUUGGCAAAUGGCAAUUUCUAACAAUCUGAAUUCAAGUAAUAGUAUUUAGUAAUAGUAAUGUCAUUUGGUGGGCUAAUAUAUAUUUCUAUUCGCCGUUUCAAAAAAAAAAUA
Molecule: messenger RNA, 918 nt
Organism: Lactuca sativa (garden lettuce)
Lineage: Eukaryota; Viridiplantae; Streptophyta; Magnoliopsida; Asterales; Asteraceae
Product: copper transporter 2
Biological process (GO): copper ion transmembrane transport
Cellular component (GO): plasma membrane
Molecular function (GO): copper ion transmembrane transporter activity
Source: RefSeq, a predicted model, not a curated record